CAAAAAUGUAGGUAUUGACCAAGUUCAAAAAUAUUUGUACCCAAAUCAGUAAAUGAAAGAUACAGUAUGAAAUUCAUCAAUCCUAAUCUCAGUAUCUCAUCAGUUCUCAAUCUCAUGGAACAUCUCAUUCUCAAAUCUAAAAACUCCAUCCCCAAUUUUUUUUUUUGCAUCCCCAAAUUAAAAUCACAUCAAGCUGUUCCAGUUUGACCUCACAAGUUGAUCCCAAAUGAAGAAGAAACUUCUAACCCCUUGGCUUUCUAAAGAAUUAAUAAUUUAUACUUCUCCCAAUCCAACAAGCAGCAUUGAGAUGUUGCUUUGGAGGAAAUGCUUCCAACUAAUACCUCCCCCCACAAUUAUGCCAAUACAGAACACACAACUUGACCCAAAUCCAGAUCCACCGCUAACCCAUGUUUUUUCUUUGAAACUUCCAACCUAUAAUAAUUCAAAAAGUAUUGUUUUUUAGUUUUUGGGAAAUUACCAUAAAGAAAUAUAUAAUCUUAUGGGGGAAAAACAUCACCGGUUCAUCUCCCCUGUAAUUGUCUCAAUUGUGGUCACCCUUGGCCUCGUCUCCUUCACGCUCUGCAUCGCCGCUGAAUUCAAGAAAUCGAAGGUAGUUUUGAAUCUGUGUUGGGUUCAAUUCGUAUAUCUGUCUUCUUCCGUCGAUCUUUGAUACCGGAAUUCGGGUUAACGAUCGGGUUCUUGUUUUCCCGGUGAUGAUUUUUUUUGCAGAAAGAGGAUCUUCGGCUGGCGGGGGAGCUUUGUUACUUGCCCAGAAGCUUGGCUUGCGGUCUAGCAAUUGCGGCUUUGGCCUGCUUCACCGGCGCUCAGGUCAUCGGAAGCUUGUUAGUUGUUGGCCGGAGAUUCAUGUCCGGCGAGCGGCAUAAGCCGAUGGUUGUAAUCUUCUCACUGGUGUUAUCAUGGAUCAGCUAUGGAGUUGGAUUAGUCUUCCUAUGCACAUCCACAAGCAUGAGUAGGAGUCAACAAUUAGGUGAAGGGUGGUUAGAUGGAGAAUGCUAUUUGGUCAAGAAUGGAGUUUUCACUUCUUGCGCAAUUUUGAUCUUAUUCACUUUGGGUUCAACUCUUGGUUCAGCCAUUGUCAUUACCACUAAAGAGCAGCAGCAGCAUGAGGUUGAGCAACUAGGAAAGAAGGUGCAUGCUCAAGAAAUAAGUAAAUAAAUAAGUGUUGAAUAUGACUUGACAAAGACUAAACAAAUACAGAGUAAUACCAAGUAUAAUAAUUAGAGUAAAAUAAUAAUAAUAAUAAUAAUAAUAAUUAUUAUUAUUAUUAUUAUUGUUCUUACUAUAACAAUUGUACAACCAAAUUUGAUAACUAGUGUCAUGGAGUGUUGUUUUGAUCUUCUCGUACAUAGAUGUUACAUAGAAGUUGCAAUUGUAAAACCAAAUUUCAUAACUAGUGCCAUGGAGUGUUGUAUACUUAUCGUCUCAUACAUAGAAGUUACAUAGAAGUUACGUUGCAAUUGUACAUAUAUUGCUUUAGUAUUACAAUCUCGACUUGGAAGUGUUACAAAAUACACUAAGAUUAUUGUAUUCUUGUUAGUUCAUGAGUUUUUCUAGUUAUUUGUUUCUUCAGAAAUGAACGAUGUAUAUAUCUAUAUUGUUUAUUUCCAACUCUC
Messenger RNA from Cuscuta europaea, 1634 nucleotides. NCBI's taxonomy places the organism in Eukaryota, Viridiplantae, Streptophyta, Magnoliopsida, Solanales, Convolvulaceae. The record is from the annotation of a GenBank genome assembly.